This is a messenger RNA of Acomys russatus (golden spiny mouse), 939 nucleotides long. Its product is annotated as olfactory receptor 6C74. Gene Ontology annotation, molecular function: G protein-coupled receptor activity; olfactory receptor activity. The record is from RefSeq and is a predicted model, not a curated record. Lineage: Eukaryota; Metazoa; Chordata; Mammalia; Rodentia; Muridae. Gene Ontology annotation, biological process: G protein-coupled receptor signaling pathway. Gene Ontology annotation, cellular component: membrane. The transcript has a single exon. The coding region runs from base 1 to 939 and encodes 312 amino acids.
AUGAAGAACCACACGGCGGUGACAGUAUUCAUUCUUCUCGGACUAACAGAUGACCCACAGCUACAGGCGGUUGUAUUCAUCCUUCUCUUCCUCACAUACAUGCUGAGCGUUACUGGAAACCUGACCAUCAUCACGCUGACGCUUCUGGAUUCUCACCUCAAGACCCCCAUGUAUUUCUUCCUACGGAAUUUCUCAUUUUUAGAAAUUUCAUUCACAACUGUCUGUAUCCCCAAAUUCCUUGUUAGCAUAGCCACUGGGGACAAAACCAUUUCCUAUAAUGACUGCGCAGCACAGCUAUUUUUCACUAUUCUCUUGGGGGCAACUGAAUUUUUCCUCCUGGCUGCUAUGUCCUACGACCGCUACGUGGCCAUUUGCAAACCCCUGCACUACAUGACCAUCAUGAGCAGCAGGGUUUGCAACUUGUUGGUCUUUGUUUCCUGGCUGUCUGGUUUCCUGAUCAUUUUUCCUCCCCUCCUUAUGGGGCUCCAGCUUGAUUUCUGUGCAGACAACACUGUGGACCAUUUCUUCUGUGAUGUCUCUCCCAUACUUCAGCUCUCCUGCACGGACACGCACGUAAUAGAAUUGAUGGUGCUUCUCUCUGCAAUUUUGACACUCUUGGUUACACUGGUGUUAGUGACCCUUUCCUACACAAACAUCAUCAGGACUGUUCUGAAAAUCCCAUCUUCUCAACAGAGAAAGAGAGCCUUCUCCACGUGCUCUUCCCACAUGGUUGUAGUGUCCGUUUCUUACGGCAGCUGCAUCUUCAUGUACGUGAAGCCAUCUGCAAAAGAAAGAGUUGGUUUAAAUAAAGGGAUAGCUCUGCUCAGCACUUCAGUUGCACCCAUGUUGAAUCCCUUCAUCUAUACACUUAGAAACAAACAAGUAAAAGAUGCUUUUAAGAACAUGACAAAAAAGUUGGAGCUUUUCUCAAUGAAGUAA